CCUUAGGUUAGGUACCUAAAGUUAAGGACCAGUAUUUUCUUUCAUCUCCAUUUCCGUUUCCUUACCCAUCAUUCAUUCCAACAUUCAUCAAUUUUCACUACGCGUAUCUUAUCAUCCAUCUUCGCGCCAGUCACUGUUCAUACCUUGAGAACGGUCGCCUUUUGGCAUUUACCUUGCUUACAAGCAGCAAAUACCUCGAAAUCCUAAAAGAUACCCCCCCAAAAAGGCAAUGUGAUUGUUGCUCGAAAACGCCUUUCGAUGCUGUUUGUCACAGACGAGACCAACUCAGAUCCUUACCACUUUCUGCCUCUGCGCGGCAGUAUUUUACUUUCUUUUAAUUAUUUAAUCCAUUCUACAUCCGGAUAGUUUCGUUUCCUGGCAUCUUUUUAAGCAUCAUCCUUUCAUGUUUUCUUCACAAAAUACGAUGGCCAAUUCUCAACAGACCUGGGGCAUCACCCCUCCGAUCUCAAGUGCCCUUCCUACUCUGGCCGAGACACAGUCUACACAUCUUCUCUUAGAAGAACUGCGACGACAAAAUACGUUUGAGUCUGCAGCCGAAACCACGAAGAGGGAGAAAAUCCUUGCUGAUCUUCAACGUAUCGCCGACGAGUUUGUGCGACGAGUGGCAAAAGAAAAGGAACCGCAAAACGAAGUUCUCAUCCGAGAUGCUCGUGGCGAGAUCUUCACCUACGGAAGUUACUGCUUAGGCGUCUACGGCCCCGGCUCUGAUAUUGAUACCCUCGUCACUGCACCCCGAUACGUCACCCGUGAUGAUUAUUUCAAGUACUUCCCUUCGUUACUGCAAGAGAUGGCUCCCGAAGGCGCGGUAACAGAUCUCACUGCGGUAGAAGAGGCGUUCGUGCCUAUCAUCAAGUUUGAAUAUUGGGGGAUCAGCAUUGAUCUAAUAUUCUCGAGAAUAGCCACGUUGAAGCAGUUCCCGCCACAUGGACAACUGAACCUGAAUAACAAUGAAUACUUGCGUGGCUUAGAUGAUCGUGAGCUCCGAUCCUUGAACGGAACCAGGGUCACGAGAGAAAUUUUGAACUUGGUCCCGGAGCAAAGCACGUUUCGCCUUGCCCUCCGAGCGAUCAAGUUAUGGGCCCAACGUCGCGCUAUUUAUGCCAACAUCAUCGGAUUCCCCGGUGGAGUAGUAUGGGCUAUGAUGGUGGCACGGGUUUGCCAACUGUAUCCAAAGGCGGCGAGUGCUACCAUUGUUUCUAAGUUCUUCCAGAUCAUGAAGGUUUGGCAGUGGCCUGUACCUGUGCAGCUGAAGCACAUGGAUGAUGGCCCGCUCAAUGUCCGUGUCUGGAAUCCUAAGAUAUACAAGAGCGAUAGCUAUCAUCUGAUGCCUGUAAUCACUCCUGCUUAUCCUCAGAUGUGUGCGACGUUCAACAUCACACAUUCUACUAUGGCCAUCAUACAGCGCGAGCUGGAACGCGGCGCUGAUAUCACUGAUAAGAUAAGAGCCGGAAAGCUUGCUUGGAAGGAUCUCUUUGUAAAGCAUACGUUCUUCACUACAGACCAUAAGUACUACUUGGCCGUCAUUGCGACCAGCACUACCAAGGAGGCACACAAGAUAUGGUCCGGGUUCGUAGAGUCGAAGGUCCGUGUUUUAGUGGGCGACCUGGAACGGCAUGCUUCUGUCGCGAUCGCGCGCCCGUUCAACAAGGGAUACGAAAGAGUGCACAAGGUCAAGAAUGAGCAGGAAGCCGAAGAAGUUCGAAAUGGAAGCCUGGCUUACCUUGUCCAGGAUGACGACAGUGAAGACGACACCAAGGUGAAGACCGAGGACACCAAGGUGAAAAACGAGAACGGCAUUGAAGAUAAGACUGAGGAUAAGACAGAACAGAAACCCGCGGUUAAAGUCGAGAAUGGCGAAUCAAUGAGCUUUGAUAUGAAGUCAGAUCCCGAAGACCAGAAAAUCGAUUUGCAGAGCAUCCCCAGCGCACCCCCUGUCGAAACGAAGAUGUACACUGCGACACAUUACGUAGGCCUCGAGCUUGCCGAAGGCGCCAAAUCAUUGGAUUUGUCUUUCCAAGUCAACACAUUUAAGGAUCUGUGCAGUAAAUGGGACAAGUACGAGCCAAGCUUGAACUACCUGAGUAUCCAGCACGUGAAGAACACCAAUCUCCCCGAUGACGUUUUCGAACCCGGAGAAGUCAAGCCAAUGCGCCCUCGCCCCAUUAGAAAGGUGGUUCCAAACAGCGAUACCAUGGCCGGCCAAAAGAAGCGCAACGCCUCGUCCGAAGGAAACCCUCCACCGGCGAAGAGACCACAGCCUGCUUUACAAACUCCAGCCGCUGCUGUGGGCUGAGUAGUAGCCAAUACUACGUGCCCCAUUUGUCCCGGCAGAGCUGCAUUAUACCUCGAUUAUGCCCAUCCCGAAACUCCUUCAGGUGUCGACUGAUCUGCUGCAGUUGUCACUGACUUGUAAUUUGAUACUAACAUACUAGUGCCCGAAAAUGGUCACUUUACAACCUUGUGUGAGUGCAGUUGCCACAACACGAAUAUAUCGCCCUUCUUCCUAGAGGUGAACCAGCCAAACAGUAAUAAGGGCCACAGAAUACUAAUGCCCACAAAAAAAGCAAAACCAAAUUAGUAGCCGCGAUCCUGCUUCGCGAGGAGUGCUACGAUGCCCAUUUCCUUUUCUUUCUACAACGAAUGUACAAACUGAAUGAACCCUAGUGGUUGGAGACAUUGACGGCAAAGCUUUCCAGGCUUCGCGAGAGGGGAAAGGACCAACACGGCCCAGCCCCUAUUUUUCACCCAUGAUAUUCCCCGUUUAAUUACGUUCCCUUGGCUUCUAUCUAGAGGAAAGGAAAGCUGAAUUCGCAUGACACUGAUCUGAUAUGGGGGCAUCAAGUCAAGGAGAGAGACACAGAAAGGAGACUUUUUAGCCCACAGUGUAUUUAGAGGCGUUUGCAGAUAAAUAAAAUUUGGUUAUGAGGCACAAGUGCCUCGAAGCAAAUAAUUUUAACCA
Messenger RNA from Daldinia caldariorum, 2980 nucleotides. RefSeq names its product Poly(A) polymerase. The record is from RefSeq and is a predicted model, not a curated record. Gene Ontology annotation, cellular component: nucleus. Lineage: Eukaryota; Fungi; Ascomycota; Sordariomycetes; Xylariales; Hypoxylaceae. The transcript has 6 exons. The coding region runs from base 404 to 2314 and encodes 636 amino acids. Gene Ontology annotation, molecular function: poly(A) RNA polymerase activity; RNA binding.